This is a messenger RNA of Melospiza georgiana, 276 nucleotides long. Its product is annotated as olfactory receptor 1J4-like. The record is from RefSeq and is a predicted model, not a curated record. Gene Ontology annotation, molecular function: odorant binding; olfactory receptor activity; G protein-coupled receptor activity. The transcript is spliced from 3 exons. NCBI's taxonomy places the organism in Eukaryota, Metazoa, Chordata, Aves, Passeriformes, Passerellidae. Gene Ontology annotation, biological process: G protein-coupled receptor signaling pathway; sensory perception of smell. Gene Ontology annotation, cellular component: membrane. The annotation marks the transcript as partial.
UACACAGGAUGUGCUGCUCAGCUCUUUUUCUUUGUGUUCUUCAUCUCAGCAGAGUUUUAUCUCCUUACUAUCAUGUGCUAUGACCGCUAUGUGUCCAUCUGCAAACCCCUGCACUACGGGACCCCCCCCUCCCUGUCCUCCCAAUCCCUGGAUCUGACCCUGUCAGUUCUGUACUCGGUGGUGCCUCCAGCCCUGAACCCCCUCAUCUACAGCCUGAGGAACAAGGAGCUCAAGGCUGUCAUGGAGAAGCUACAGCAUCACAGAUUGCAUUUAUGA